AGCGACGUAGAGGGAGCUGUUUGCAAUCCUGUCCUAGAAGCAGGUUCACACUGAACGAUACACUGGCAGACAGAGCAAAGACUUUGACAUACACUUGAAAUACAAGCACCAGACUUUCUUUGAAAUGGUCUGGAUAAAAGAGGACGUCUGCGGAGUCGCGUGAACGUCUUCGACAAGAAGAUUGUGGAAAUUCAAUUGUGCAGUAGUUGGAGUCUCCUGCUGUCCGACAGUGUCUCCCUGACAGUGCAUUGUGGGAGCUUCCUGCCCCGCUGUGCUGGAGGGAGAAGCCUCAUGCCCCAGCAAUGUGAAUCAAUCAGCUACUUCAGCCCAGCCCCAUACCAAGAACCACGGAAGCCAGCCUCCAAAGCCCAACUCGACUGGAGGUUAGCAAGCAUGCACCUCAAGCCAUACCCCAGCCUUCACAAGAAGGAGUCUAUAGUGGAGGGUCCCCGCAGUCUGCGUGUGGACCAACAGGGUGUUCUCAGGCCUGAGUGGGGCGUGCACCAGUCCUGCCCCCUAGUGGCCUCAUCUGGCAGCGGAUCAGCCAACCGCUGUCCAUUCGGCGUCCUAUCCACCAACACGCUCCACUGCUCCUCCUCAUCCGCAAACACCACCAACACCACCAACCUGAGCAGUGCCUGGGCAGCACGAAAGGGAAAAGGGAACCCCCCAGUUCCCGCCAAGGUGACCAUCACUAGCUCCCUAUUCCUUCUGGCUUCCCCUUUGGGGCUGGAGAACGAAGCAUCGUUGCGGAUAUACCAGAGUGAAGAUGGGGAUGGGCCCCUGGACAUCUGGGCUGUCAUCAAACCAGGCAACACCAAGGAGAAGAUUGCCAUUUUUGCCGGUCGGCAGCGCGGGAGGUUGAGCGAUGGGGGCGGGUUGGGGGAGGCAGCCCCAGUGGGAGAGGGAGGUCCCCAGGAUCCUCGCUUGAUGUGCUUGAUGAAGAGCAAGGGCUGCUGGGUUGAAGAAGAUUGCUCGCUGGCCAAGCGUCGGAGGUUGGGCAAAAUGGACAAAAUGAAAGGCACAGAGACCCUGUCCGAAACCCAAGCCCCCUCUGCUGGAGACUCGGAGGACGGGAUGCUACGGGUGGAAGGGGAGGAAGGGGCCAGGAUUGUCUCCGUGGGUGAAAUGGUGGCUAUACUGGAGCAGAUGGCUAAUGGCGACCAACACAUGGACUCGAAGCCUGUUUCGCUGCGCAGCUCCAGCACCAUUUCACUGCCAAAAUCCCCCGUGCCCUUGUCUGAGCCCAAAGCGUUGGAGUCGGUGGAGGGUCAGGAGGAGUCCGAGAGUGUGCGGGUGCUGGACAUGGUGGCCCGCCUGGAGUCGGAGUGCCUGAAAAGGCAGAGCUCUCGCGAGUCGGGCGAGCUUUCGCGCAACAACAGCCUGCGCCGCAACGUGGCCCGCGUCCUGCUGGCAGGCUCGGAGCCUUAUCAGGGCCCAACACAGCCAGAAUCGCCCACCGACUGCCAGGUGGAGGAUCAGCAUCUAGCAGAAUGCCUGUCAGUGAAGGGGAACAACCAGCCCAAAUCCCAACCCGAGUCCUUGACCUCACCUACCCCUUCUGAGCCGCUUGUGGUCGUGGAGAAAGUUGCUGAGGCCCAGCUAGUGCAGGUGGAGUACAGGGUCACAGAUGCUAGUAAAGACCCAGAACAGGGCUUUGAAGACGCGCGUCCUCCUGGCCCGGAGUUCUCUGGAACAGUGGAGGUUGAGGAGCCGAUGCCCGGCAUGCUGUUCUUCAGACAGUCUCCACCGCCGCCUCCGUCUGAACGGCGAACCCCCCAACACACAGAGACUACUACCCAUCCUAAAAUAUGCAUAACCGUGGAGGCCACAAUUUCCCCCUUGCCUUGGGACUGUACCAAAUCUGGGGGCUUGUCCGGGAUCUCAACAAAAGCUCCUCAGUUACCUGCUCUUGCAGAAAGGGCACAGACUUUGCACGAAGGUGCGGACGAUAAAGGAGGUGAACGUGUGGCUGGAGGUGAGGGCGCAGGCUGUCAUGACGACGACGACGACGAGGAAGAAUGUGACGGCACGGGCCGGGAGGCGGUGACAUUUCCCCUGCGCCGGCAGGUCUCGCACGAGUUCCUGGAGAUGCGCUUCAAGAUCCAGCAGCUCCUGGAGCCCCAGCCGUACCUGGCCGUGCUGCCGCACCACGUCCUGGUGCAGAUCUUCAGCCUGUUGCCCACCCAGGCCUUGGCUGCCCUCAAGUGCACCUGCCGCUACUUCAAGUCCAUCAUCGAGUGCUACGACGUGCGGCCCACCGACUCGCGCUGGGUGUCGGAGCCGCGGUACCGCGACGACCCGUGCAAGCAGUGCAAGAAGCACUACCGACGAGGCGAUGUGUCGCUCUGCCGCUGGCAUCACAAGCCCUACUGCCAGGCCAUGCCCUACGGGCCCGGCUAUUGGAUGUGCUGUCGGGGGGGCCACAAGGACACUCUCGGCUGCAAUGUGGGUCUCCACGACAACCGCUGGGUGCCGACUUUUCACCGCAUGAACAUGCCAAUCUAUAAGAGCAGGGAGGGUGAGGAAGAGGCCUAGUUUGUGUGUGUGUGUUUGUGGUGGAUGUGUUUGUGUGUUUUGAGGGAGAGAAAUGGGACAAUGUAUGGGCAAUGUGCAACAACAAAAAAAAGUGAAAUCAGUAUGCUUUUUAUUUGUGAGGGCUUUUGUGUGUGGCUUCAUGGCUGAGUGUGUAUGCAUCAAUAUGUUGCCAUAUUUUGAGUGUGUACAUUUUUCUUUUUUCAAUGUGUUUCGGGAUGGAUGUGUGAGCAGGUUGCUCAAAAACUCAUUAAGGAAUUGCUGGAUCUCCCCUCAGCCUGUCCUCUCCCAACCUUCUGUCAAUCAUGACCAGCUGGCCCAUGAUGACCCUUCCUCAGGUUGUGGCAGUCGGUCUGCACUUUAAAGUCUGCAAGACUUGCCCAUUUCAACGGCCUCCUUAACAGGGAGCCUGUGGGGCCUGCUUGUUUGAAUGGAUUGUGUGUGGUUUUGUUUGGAGCGAGCAUUAAUUGAGCAUUGACUAAGUUAUAUUUGAAAAGAGCAUCUCUAAUGUUUCUCCUGACUGUUUAUUUGAUGCAUACUAAAGCACCCUGACUUGACAUUUGUUUCCCAGCUAAGCAUUAGAAUCUUUUUUUUGUUUGUUUUUAAAUCAGAAGUUUUCUUUAGUGCCACACACUGGGCAUCCCUGGACGUUUAAUGCUGUGGGCAAGAGUGUAUGUCCAUGCACCCUGCUUGCCUUAAAGGCUUUGUGGAGCUAUAUCAACACACACGACGACCCUCCACCUGGCUUUGCUGAUCAGUCCCUCCCAGCCUUAGGAGCUCAUCCUGGGGAGUGAGAGGGAGGUGGGCGAGUGGUUGGUUGGUUGGUUGGUUUUUCUGAGCUCACCUGUUUACAUUGUACAAAGCAUCAAGUCACACAUCAUAUAUAGAUAUGUAUAUCUACAGGGUGAAGAAAGAUUGCAUGUGUAUAACUUGAAUGCAUUUUCUUUUCUAUCGGUUGAAUUUGUUUCCUUUUUUUACCCAGAAGUGCGUGUGUGUGUGUGCGUGCGCGUGUGUGUGUGUAUAUAUACAAUCAUACAUGAACAUUAAAAAAAAUAUCUGUGAGGUGGGUGUUUCCCAUGCUUGCUGUCAGCUCUGCAGACUGGCCACUGAAAGGCAGGAUUGUGACACCAGUGCUUUCCAUUUCUCACCAAACUUUUUUUUUUGCCUUUUUUAAGGAUGAAAAGAAUUUAAAUAAAUAAAAAUUUUCUUCAAAUGGGAAAGAUGAUCUCCAAAGUGUAUUCCAAUUUUUUUUUUUUUUUUAAAGAUUAUAUUGUAUAAAAGUUCUCUACUGUUCUCUGCCUGUCAAGGCAUUUUACUGUGGUAAAGUGCAUUCAGAGAAAUUUGUCAACGGCUGCUCUUUGCCUUUCCUCUAGUGUGCUCUCGUGUCCUUCCCACAAAGUGUAUGUUCUGUAUGUACAGUAUAUAAGAUGGACUAUAUUCUACAAUGGAUGUUGGGAGAUGUUGGCCUUAAUGGACUUUAUCAAAAGUAUUAACGUCAAUAAAAGACAGAAAUGAAAAA
Messenger RNA from Clupea harengus (Atlantic herring), 4054 nucleotides. RefSeq names its product F-box protein 34 (gene fbxo34). The record is from RefSeq and is a predicted model, not a curated record. Gene Ontology annotation, molecular function: protein binding. NCBI's taxonomy places the organism in Eukaryota, Metazoa, Chordata, Actinopteri, Clupeiformes, Clupeidae.